AUCCCACUCCUCGUUCCUGUGGAACGUUUUGCUCGCGGCGGUAUCUCUCUAUAAAGUUGUUGUUGCGGCUUCCGCCGCGGGUGGAGAAAGAUGGCGUCGGGUGGUGGUGGCUGUAGCGCUUCGGAGAGAUUCCCUCCACCUUUUCCUGGCUUGGAGCCGGAGUCCGAGGGGGCGGCCGGGGGGUCAGAACCCGAGGCUGGGGACAGCGACACCGAGGGGGAGGAUAUUUUCACCGGCGCUGCUGCGGCCAGUAAGCCCCAGUCUCCAAAGAGAGUUGCUUCCCUUCCCAUCAACAAUGGCUCCAAAGAAAAUGGGAUCCAUGAGGAACAAGACCAAGAACCACAGGAUCUCUUUGCAGAUGCCACAGUGGAGCUCUCCCUGGACAGUACACAAAAUAAUCAGAAGAAGGUGCCAGCCAAAGCGCUGAUUUCUCUUCCUCCACAGGAAGCCACAAAUUCUUCUAAGCCCCAGACAAGCUAUGAGGAGCUAGAGGAAGAAGAACAGGAAGACCAAUUUGAUUUGACAGUUGGUAUAACUGAUCCUGAGAAGAUAGGGGAUGGUAUGAAUGCCUAUGUAGCCUACAAAGUUACAACACAGACGAGCCUGCCAAUGUUCAGGAGUAAACAGUUUGCGGUGAAAAGAAGAUUUAGUGACUUUCUGGGUCUUUACGAGAAGCUUUCGGAGAAACAUUCUCAGAAUGGCUUUAUUGUCCCUCCUCCACCCGAGAAAAGCCUAAUAGGAAUGACAAAAGUAAAAGUUGGGAAGGAAGAUUCCUCUUCUGCAGAAUUUCUUGAAAAACGGAGGGCUGCUCUAGAAAGGUACCUUCAGAGGAUUGUGAAUCAUCCUACCAUGUUACAGGAUCCUGAUGUCAGGGAGUUCUUAGAAAAAGAAGAGCUGCCACGCGCCGUGGGUACCCAGACAUUGAGUGGUGCUGGUCUCCUCAAGAUGUUCAACAAAGCCACGGACGCAGUCAGCAAAAUGACCAUCAAGAUGAAUGAAUCAGACAUUUGGUUUGAGGAGAAGCUCCAGGAAGUGGAGUGUGAAGAGCAGCGCUUACGGAAGCUGCAUGCUGUUGUAGAAACUCUAGUGAACCAUAGAAAAGAGCUCGCACUGAACACAGCCCAGUUUGCAAAGAGUCUAGCCAUGCUUGGGAGCUCUGAGGACAACACAGCACUGUCACGGGCACUCUCCCAGCUGGCUGAGGUGGAAGAAAAAAUUGAGCAGCUUCACCAGGAACAGGCCAACAAUGAUUUCUUCCUCCUUGCUGAGCUCCUGAGUGACUACAUUCGUCUCCUGGCCAUAGUCCGUGCUGCCUUCGACCAGCGUAUGAAGACGUGGCAGCGCUGGCAGGAUGCUCAGGCGACGCUGCAGAAGAAGCGGGAGGCUGAGGCUCGGCUGCUUUGGGCCAACAAGCCUGACAAAUUGCAGCAGGCUAAGGACGAGAUCUUAGAGUGGGAGUCUCGAGUGACUCAGUAUGAAAGGGACUUUGAAAGGAUUUCAACUGUGGUCCGAAAAGAAGUGAUACGGUUUGAGAAAGAAAAAUCCAAGGACUUUAAAAACCACGUGAUCAAGUACCUUGAGACACUCCUGUAUUCACAGCAGCAGGCUGGGGAGCAGUUGGGAAACAGGUCCAGAAUACUCCGAACAAAGAAGUUGCCCAGGUAUAGUAAGUUUCUCUCCACAGGAGUUUAAGCUUUUGCUGCUGCUUCCCUAUGGGACUAGAAUUUCUUUUUUUCUAUCUACCUCUGCUACGUACUCUGAGGGUCUCUUAACCUGUUUAAUUCUUAUUCCUACUUUUUUAGGGAAGGAGUUGUAAAGACAUCUCUUAUAGUAAGAGGGACAAUGGAUUCUCCUGCGAAGGAGGCAGACUUUCUUUUAUUCCUACCCUGUUUCCCUUAGCUGCCCAGGGCUCUCUCAGUCUUGCCCUCUGAUAGCAGACUUCUGAACUUCUUUCUGCCAAGUCCCCAGUAGACCGAUUCCUGUUAAAAGUGUAAAGAGCUGAUAAGGACUUAACACUUUAUCUCCGUUGAGAACAGAGCCAGCACUCUGCCUCUAGAUCAGGUCAUCCAAGAGAUCCUAAACUUUUUGAGGUUCCAAGAAGCUUUACUCUCUGUGCCCAGGAGGUAGCAUGCCAACAACAGGGCCCGAGUGUUGUCAGCUUAGGCCAAGGGCGUUCAAAGGGGUCUCUGUCCUGGCCUGGCCAGGGAGACUGGAGUCUCACAUGCGUUGUUGCUGGGCUUCCCCUCAGCUGUGUCCACAGCUGCUUAAACUGGCUGAUCAGAGUGGUCUGUGAAGCUGCUCUGUGGGGCAGGGUUGGCAGAUUGCCUGCCAUGGAACCUCGCCACUCCUGUCCGCCACCCCCCAGCCCCAGGGACGCCCCUUUCUGUGGGCAUUCCAGGCCUGCUCUGUUAGUUCUCUUGGGUGGGUGGUUAAGGUUUGGGGAGGGACAGCCUGAGGCAAGAGAAUGCAGUAAACAGCACUGAUUUCCAGUGCACCAGCCUGGUGGGGGCAGGGAUCCAGGGUGGGGGUGCAGUGCUGGCAAGUAUUUUUUUCAACGGUUGGGUGUUUGUUUUGUUUUGUUUUAGAAAAAGUCACUCAGUCUCUCCCUAUCCCCCAAUAUCUUUAUUAACACUCUUGAUUUUUUUCCUUCCAGUCUUGCGUUUGCUUUUGCACAGUUGUAAUAAUACCCACGUGAAAUAUUUUGUAUCCUUUUAUCAUUCAGCGCUAUAUAUUUUGUAAGCAUUUCUUCUUUAUUGUUACAUAUCUUCACAAACUUUAUUUAGAAGGGUAUGUAAUUUUAAGGCUUCCACAGAGUGCUUGUACCAUAAUUCUGACUCAUCCCUUGUUGUUGGAUUCUUGGUUGUUUGGUAAAUUUUAAAUUUUAAUAUAAUUUAAAUCUUCUGGAAAAGUUACAGGAUAUCACGAAGAAUUCCCAUAUAGCCUUUACCCAGAUUUACCAAGUGUUUACAUUUUACCGUAUUUGCUUUAUGAUUUAUUAUCUAUAUUUACAUAUUGUAUUUUCUGAAGCAUUUGAGAGUAAAUUGCAGACAUUGUGCCCCUUUACCCCCAGAUCUUUAGUAUACAUUUCCUUAAGAACAAGGACAUCUCUCAUAAUUUACAACCAUAAGUAUGUUUAUCAAAAUCAGGAAGUUUGACAGUAAACUAAUACUGUUACAUAACCCAUGGUCCAUAUUUAAAUGUUGUCAGUUAUCCCAGUGGUGUCCUUUAUAGCUAUUCCCUUUUUCCUGGUUCAGGAUCAUGUGUUAUCUUGAGUUGUAACAUGCGAUCACUUGUGUCUCUCUUAAUCCAGAAGAGUUUCUCAGCCUUUCUUUGCCUUUCAUUACCUUGGCAUUUUUGAAGAAUAUAGGCCAGGUAUUCUGUAGAAUAUCUUUUGACUUGGAUUGGCCUCACGGUUCCGUGUGACUAUAUUAGGGUUUUGCAAUUAGGCAGGAACAUCACAGAAGUGAUGCGUCCUCAGUGCAUUUUAAGUUGGCACAUGAUGUCGGUCCCGUUAAUGCUGAAGUUAACUCUGAUCACUUGAUUACUAUUUUCCCCUUUGUAAUUGACAAGAAAUUUGUGGGGAGGUACUUUGAGAUCAUGUAAAUACUUUGUUCCUUCUCCAGUGUGCUUUUCUGGCUCCAUAAUCUACAUUUACUGGUUGGCAUUCUACUAAAGAAAAACAUCCUUUCUCUCUACUUAAUAAUCUACUUGUUUAUCAGUAUGCAUGAAUGGAUUCCUAUUUUACUCAAAGUGCAUUGCAAGCCCUUGCUUUGAUUUACUUUGAUUCUCAAAUCAUCCCAGAUGAUUUUUUUAACCUGUCCCCUUCAUUUUUUUUUUUUUUUUAACACUUUUCUUACUUUCUGGCAUAAUAAAAUGUUUCAGGCUUCUCUUAUAUCUUCCUUGCCCCAGCUCUGGAAUCAGCCAUUUCUCCACAGAGUCCUGAUUUCUUUUAAUGGAGAAUUAAAUAUAUAUAGAAACCAAGAUCUGCGUGCUGAGCGUGCUCAUUGCUCCUGCAGUGUCAUUGCUUCUAGGCUUUUGGCAGAGCAGGAAAGUAAUGAAAGACAAAGAUAUAUAGCAGUAGCAAGAGAGAGAGAUGACAUAAAGAAUUAGAUAUUAGAAAGCAUGAAUUCACACAGAUCCUUACAGUCUAACCCCAUUGGGUUUAUCUAAGUCUUCUCCCUUUUCCAUACUUGCAACUCUUCUCCAAAGAAACUUAAUUGUAAAACUUUAUCCUUGCUUUGUUGUAUUCCAUCCUGUGAUCAUCUUGCUGCAAGUCUGUUAUUUCCUUGGGAUGGACUGUGGUUUCAGAACUUCCUCCUUAGCAUCUGGCACUGGAGGCUGACAGGCCUGUGCAUUUCUGUACAGAGCUUGCACACAUGGAAACUGAGAAAGCAAACAGGUUAAGGGUACUGAGCCCAAGGCCUGCACGGUGGUACAAAAGAUAGAGUCAUUCUACCUGGGGCCUCAGGAAGAAGACGUUUGUAGAGAAGAGGAUGCUUGAACUGUGGCUUAAAGGUGAAGAGGCAUUUGCCCCUUCUGCUGGGCCCAUUCUACCUCCCUGUCUCUUGACAGUGGGAGGUAGGCAUCUAGGGAAAUGUAGGUGGCUUGGUAUGGUGUGGGUCAAGUCAUUGGGCAGCCCACAGAGAGUGACAAGCAGGAACCAGAUCACACUGCUUGAUACAACUUGUGAAGCACUUGGCACAAUUGCCCAAAAGGGUGGGGACCCACUGAAGGGACUCAAGCAGGGAAUAACAUGUUCACAUUUGUGAUUUAGACGCAUCAGACUGGAGGCAAGGAGAGCAGCCAUGUUCAUCCCAGCCAGCCAGAUUGCUGAGGAGGACAGAAGGGAUGGUCUCUUGGAGAGGCUCAGAAGGUGGACGUGGAACCACUGGACACCUGGUCACUGAUCUGAGAGAGGCCUGAGGGAUGAGCUAGCCUGACUUGCAGGUUUCUGGCUGGAAUUUCGGGAUAGAGAGUGAAGAGUACUUAGCAGGGAAUAUACCAUGAUCAUGAAGGUGGUUUCCCCCAGGGCGAGGCUUAUCCAUUGCACUCUGGAUGUGCCGACCCCUGCGAUUUCCCCAAAAGUGGGGAACUCGACUGCAUAAUUUGUGGUAGUGGGGGACCACGUUCAUGCUUCCCCCUGGGAGGGUGCGGUGGGGGAAGGAUGGACAGUGAAGGGAGCCCUUAAUGACACAGGCAACACAAGGCCAAGUAGGUUUGGAGCAGAUGGGAGCAGAAGCCGUCAGUGCUGCCUGUGUCAUGUAGCAUAAGAGGCUCCUCUGAAUGGGAAGGGAGGCCCAUGCUGAGAGGUGGGAGAGAAACCUAGUGAAAGGAGGCUUUGUUUUAUUUAAAGGUGGGUCAGACUUGGCAUCUUAAUAAAAUUCAGAGGAGAGAAAGGGAAUCGCUAUCAGAGCUGUGUCUGGGGACAAAUGCACAGAGCAGGGAGCCUCACUGCCAAGCAAGGAGGCGUGGGGAAGGAAGACAGGGUGGGGCAGAGAAUAUAGGUCUCCUGCUUGGUAAUUAAAGUGUUUUCAAAUAGAGAUACCUGGUUUUCCUAUUGUGAGUUAAGUGGUUUAGAGAAGAGGUGUGGAGACGAGUCUGUACUUCCCUACUUCCCCAUGCAUUAUUUCCCCAAAGAAUCUCUGGGCUUCAGAGUCUAGAGCAUGAAACUUUGAGCUAGAGGGACCCCAGCAUUCAAUAUGAGUACUGAGUGACAGAUUAAAUGAGAAGUGGGAAUGAUAGAAAGUGUCACUUACGCAUAGGUAUUUGUAACUUUGAACUCUUUCCAGAAGACUUUCAUUCUGAGUGCACCUAUAGCUGGGAACCAUAAAGAAAAUAAAGAAUACCUUUGCAGCUUAAAGUUUAAAAACCAAGAGAUGAUAAUGAAAUCUGCUAAGGAUGGGACCAGGAAGUGAUUGAAGAGAGAGCAUGGUGAUGGAGGAGGGUCCGUUGCUGAGCAUGGUUACGGCCCAAAUGGGAGUGGAAACCAUGGAUUUUGAGGGACAUCAGGUCCCAAAGUGGUGGAAUUUUCUCCACAGCAGCCUAGGGGAGCAGGAGGAAAGGGGAAGAUGAUGGUGAUCCCUCCUGGAGCAAAGAAGAACAGACCUUUGCUGCAAUUGUCAUGCACCUGAACUGAAUGCCCUGUCUUUGGAGACACUGGCUAAGUGUCUUGGGGAGAGACGCUCCACGACUGGGGAGAGUCGGGCCCGAGCUGAGAGUUAGAAAUGGGUAAGAACCACUCAUCCGUGUCUACUGGCCAGGGGAAGGGUGUGUACGUCAUCUGCCAACGUCUUGUGGCACGAGAUGUGUGGUUGAUUUUGGCGCUCUCUGCCAAACAGUCAACUCUCCGAAGUGGUACGUCUUUGUCACUCCAUGGUCCCCAGGAAAGAUUUGGGCUCAAAAUAGGUGCCAGAUAGAUCAAGGUUGAAUGAUCUCCAACUGCAGGUUCUGCCACCUGGCACUCCCAGUGUUCUCUGAGAGGAUUCCCGCUCGCUUUCCUGUUUAUGUCCUAGCGCUUCACAACAAUGCCCCACCCCUGACAGAAACUGCCCCCAAACAUGCUCAUGCUCUUUGCUUCCUCAGUUCUGUGCGGCCCAGGCCUAAGGAGCCUUUUGUUAAUGGUGGGCUUUGUACCUGACAUGCCCUGUCUCGGUUCCCAUCCCUCUCUUCAGUCUCAGAAUUACACCUGUCUGAAUGGGAGUGGAAGUAGAUGGAGAUGGAAAGCACUGGUAAACGUGUCAGAACAUUCACGGGGGAUUCCCGUAGACACGUCUAGAAACCAAGUCCAUGAAGAAGACUGUGCAAAGGGGCCCAUCUUAGCAAGGUGUACAGUGUACAGUUGUAAAAAUUGAAAUCAAUCUCUGUACAGCAGGAAGGGAUUAAAUGAAUUAUGGUACAUAAUACGAUUGGGUGUACAGUCAUUGGAGAUGAUACAUAGCUAUAUUCAUUGACAAGGAAAACGUUUUUAAGUGAAAAAAGUAGGCUAUAGAAUUACAUGUAUAGUGUGGUGUAAGUUUAUAUAAAACUACAUAUAUGGAACGAAUGUUGAUUGAAUUGUUAACUAUGGUUGCCCUAGCAGGAUGGAAUUCUGCAUUAUUUAAAAUUUUCACAGUAUUUUAUGUUGCUUGGAAUUUCUAUGUAUUUUUAUGAUCAUAAAAAUUAAAUAAAGUGUUUUCAUUAUGGGGAAAAAAAUGCAGUGCA
Molecule: messenger RNA, 7200 nt
Organism: Neofelis nebulosa (Clouded leopard)
Lineage: Eukaryota; Metazoa; Chordata; Mammalia; Carnivora; Felidae
Gene: SNX1
Product: sorting nexin 1
Exons: 15
Coding region: 91-1692 (533 amino acids)
Biological process (GO): intracellular protein transport; early endosome to Golgi transport
Cellular component (GO): endosome; endosome membrane
Molecular function (GO): phosphatidylinositol binding
Source: RefSeq, a predicted model, not a curated record